GCCGAAACCAUUACGCCGAGUCUUCGUUAUGUUACAUCUACGGCGAUGGAGGAAACCGUGAAUGUUGUGUGCAGUUUAUUAAUGGGUCUCUGAGAGAUUGCUCGACGGUUCAUGCAGAGAAAUCUGCAAAAGUGUCUAUUUAUCUCAUUGUAAUCACGUUCAACUAUUUUUAUAGAAAGGAAGCAUUUCUUGCAACAUAACCUGGACCAUUUAAUAAAGAGGUUGUACUACGACGCUAUAAUGGAAUAAAUCGAUAAUCGAAACAUCUUCCGAGAAAAUUAUAAAACAUAUUCCUCCAAUGGAAUCUUGGUAUUUCAAUAUAAGGAUUCCAACGGAGCAUCUUAUACCUAUGCACAAUGGUGUAGGACUUCACACAAACGAGCCGAAAUACACGAUAGCGUAGGAAUUCAGAAAUGUCUCACGAUCAUAUGGCCCAUAUGAUGAACGUAUCGAGUGGGCAUGCAACCCACGUUAAUCACGCGUCUCAUGAAUCUAUGGAUCAUUCAAGUAUGGAUGAAAGUAUGAUGCACAGUUCUAUGGAUCAUGCUAGUAUGGAUCACGGGAGUAUGAACCAUGAAAGUCACCUUAACGCUGCCUCGGAAGCAUGUGGCAAUAUGGGGAUGCACGGUAUGUCGAUGGUCUUCCAUGGGGGAUACUGUGAAAACGUAUUAUUCGAAUCGUGGAAAAUCUCGUCGAUCAGUGGUCUCAUAGGAUCGAUGAUCGGUAUCAUGAUCAUGGCCGCACUUUACGAGGGAUUGAAGUAUUACCGGGAAUAUUUAUUCUGGAAAAUGUAUAAUUCCCUACAAUACAGAAGCGUCACGAUGCCACAAGAGAAAAAUGUCGUAGCCGAGGAUAACAGAGUCGUACAUAUGGUUGGAGAAGUAAUUCACAAACAACCGCCCACAAUGUUAUCAUGGAUGCAUACGUUCCAAACGUUCUUACACAUUGUGCAAAUUGUGCUGUCAUAUUUCCUUAUGCUGAUCUUCAUGACUUACAAUGUCUGGUUGUGUUUUGCUGUAGUAUUUGGUGCAGCAAUUGGUUAUUUUUUGUUUGGGUGGAAAAAAUCUGUCAUUGUGGAUGUUACAGAACAUUGUCAUUAGUUGUUUAUGUAUUUAAAAUACAUUGUGUUUUUACAACAAAAAUGUACAUCACUGUACAUUGCCGAAAAGUUCAUUCUGACCGGAAGAACUUUGAAAUAAUUACAUGUAGUAUAUGUGUGCAGGAAAUAUAAUUAUUCUAAAUUCGUAUUUACACAAAUAUAUAAAGAAAAUGUUCUCAGUUUAAAUUUAUUCCUAUGCAUACAGAAUGCAAUUUUCAAUUAUUCGUUGAGAAAAAUAGCGCAUGACUUAAUUAUUAUUGAAUAAAAAAUAUCUAUAAAAUGCAAAUUUGUAUACAAAAAUACUGGAAGGUUAAAUCUUUGAUUUCGAUAGCCAUAGCGCACCUAAUUUGUAAAUAUUGUUAAAAGGUUUAAAUGAGAAAAGUAUCGUAAGAUGGACGCACACUUUUCUCCAAACUUUUAUACGGCCACUUUCAAUUUUUUAUUGUAAUGUAUUUUAUAAAUUAAUCUUAACGUUUGAAGAAAAGUGUACAGUGAUAUCUUGAACAUUGCAUACAUGAUGUAUUGUUAUAAUAUAACGUUAUCAACGAUUGUAUUAUUACCAAGUAGUCCAUAAACUACUGUUAUUUGUAAAAUAUAAAAUAAUAUCACAUGAAAUACAAGAAAAACAUUUUGCCAAUA
This is a messenger RNA of Bombus pyrosoma, 1738 nucleotides long. RefSeq names its product high affinity copper uptake protein 1 (gene Ctr1A). The transcript has 6 exons. Gene Ontology annotation, cellular component: membrane. Bases 414 to 1100 code for a protein of 228 amino acids. Gene Ontology annotation, molecular function: copper ion transmembrane transporter activity. The record is from RefSeq and is a predicted model, not a curated record. Gene Ontology annotation, biological process: copper ion transmembrane transport. NCBI's taxonomy places the organism in Eukaryota, Metazoa, Arthropoda, Insecta, Hymenoptera, Apidae.